This is a messenger RNA of Carassius gibelio (silver crucian carp), 2983 nucleotides long. Its product is annotated as solute carrier family 40 member 1-like. Gene Ontology annotation, cellular component: membrane. The record is from RefSeq and is a predicted model, not a curated record. The transcript has 8 exons. Gene Ontology annotation, molecular function: iron ion transmembrane transporter activity. NCBI's taxonomy places the organism in Eukaryota, Metazoa, Chordata, Actinopteri, Cypriniformes, Cyprinidae. Gene Ontology annotation, biological process: iron ion transmembrane transport. The coding region runs from base 1 to 1752 and encodes 583 amino acids.
AUGUCUCUCAGAAUAGAGGGGGCCCAGUGUGGUGGUGUUGCUGUGGAGUUUGACAAUGAUAAUGACAGAGAUUCACCUGUGAUCAAAGUCAGGAAUAUACCACGUUCAGCCCUCAUCUACCUCAAGGGCCCCAAGUUCCUCAUCUAUGUGAGCGGAGCGUUAUCUAUGUGGGGUGAUCGCAUGUGGCAUUUCGCUAUCUCUGUCUUCCUGAUUGAGCUGUAUGGCCAUAACCUGCUGUUAACUGGCAUCUUUGGACUGGUGGUGGCCGGAUCGGUGCUCUUAUUAGGGGCUUUGAUUGGAGACUGGGUUGACCGCAACCCAAGAAACAAAGUGGCCCACGGUUCCCUAUUUAUUCAGAAUAUCUCAGUGACUGUCUGCAGCAUCGUGCUCAUGUUGGUAUUCUCAUACAAAAAGCGGAUUGAGGAAAUCUGGGAUGGGUGGCUAACUGUGGUUUGUUAUAUGGUGGUGAUCGUCCUGGCAAAUGUGGCAAACCUCGCCAGCACAGCUCUCACCAUUGCCAUCCAGAGGGACUGGAUAGUGGUGAUCACAGGCUACAACCGUGGCCAUCUCGCAGGAAUGAAUGCUACAAUGAGGCGGAUCGAUCAGGUGACCAACAUCCUGGCUCCACUGGCAGUGGGUCAGGUAAUGACCCUGUCCUCUAAUGUGGUUGGCUGUGGCUUCAUCUUAGGAUGGAAUCUGGUGUCCCUCAUUGUAGAGUUCAUCUUCCUCUCCAGAGUCUACCGGAUCGUACCAUCGCUGUCCAUUAAACCGCCAGCUAUGGAACAUCAAAGCUAUUUAGAGAAGAAAAGAGAAAGAAAACGCUCACAAGGCAGGACCUCAGCAUGUCCAGCUGCUGCCAUCUCUGAGGAAAACACCAGCAUGCAUUUACAAAAAAUAAGCGGAACAGCAGUGUGCCUUCAUCGGCUGCAUGGGCUCCUCAGCACCUGCCGGGAAGGAUGGAGGGCGUAUUAUAGACAGCCUGUUUUCCUAGCCGGCCUGGGCCUGGCCUUCCUUUACACCACAGUGCUGGGCUUCGACUGCAUCACCACCGGCUAUGCCUACACCCAGGGCAUCAGUGGCUCGCUGCUCAGCAUUCUGAUGGCCUUGUCAGCUGUGGCGGGGCUUUUGGGUACUGUGCUUUUCACAAAGCUGCGGAAAACAUGUGGCCUGGUCAAUACUGGGGUCAUUUCCAGCGGUCUGCACCUAGUUUGCCUGUUGCUUUGUUUGUGCUCCGUGUUUGCCCCCGGUAGCCCAUUGGACACCAGCUUGCUAAAUAUCGGGAAUGCGUCAGAUGUGGGUGGGAUGACCGGAGGUCAACAAAGGCACGGAUACCCACUGCGUGGAAGCAACAACCAGCCUCUGCUGCCAGACCGUUCCUCCAUUCACUGGACCAAUAACACUGUGCUGUUUGAGAACGCGCCCGCAGGGACAGGCCCCGAAUCUUUUGUCUCCAUCAUCCUGCUGUUCCUUGGAGUUAUCACAGCUCGAGUUGGUCUCUGGUCCUUUGACCUGACAGUGACUCAGCUCUUGCAGGAGACCAUAUGUGAAUCAGAGCGUGGGGUUGUGAAUGGAGUCCAGAGCUCCAUGAACUACCUGAUGGACUUGCUGCACUUCAUCAUGGUCAUCUCUGCACCCCAGCCACAACACUUCGGCAUCCUUGUCAUCAUCUCCAUCCUAUUCAUUUUCACGGGACACACCAUGUACUUCCUGUAUGCCAGAAAAGUCAAGAGGAAACCACGUACAAACACAUGACCCUGAUAGCACAUGCAUAUCACAGAGAUGUCUAUUUGAUGCCUGCAUUUACAUCUGCAAGACGUUUUUUUAAAGUGUUUGUUCAUUCCUAUUAGAUGUCAAACAGACGUUUAGAAAAUGUCUGUUUUUUUUUUUUUAUGAUUUAGAAUGUAUGUAAAAAUACUGACAUCUUAGAGACAUCUUUCAGAUGUUUGUAAACAGCAAAUGCUUUCCAGAUUAAGCGAUCUUUAACAGACAUCUUGCAGAUGUACGUGUGCUAUCUGGGAAGCAAUGCAAAUAUCUCUCAUGAAUAUGUCUCAAUCCCUGCUCUGUGCCUGCACGUAGAACCAAAAUCCUACAGGAUCUUUUUUGUAAGGGGUAAAUAUUAAAUGCACUCUAUCCAGCUCAGUGUAUUGUAAAAAGGUGUCACAAUGAUCUCUUUGGAAGAAAGAAAGUGUUUGGCACAGCGCAGUACUCAGGUGAACAUAAUCAGGAAAGAGCGACUCCUGUUGCCAGUCAAAAGGUACACCAUCAUAAGAGGCAAGCUUUCCUGGAAGUUAAUACAAGUCUUAAAACGUUCAGUAUUACAACAAGAACAUACUGUAACUGAACAUAGCUGACACAACAUGUUUUCAUGGAUUAUUAGCUAAGUGUACACCUUUUUGUAAAUCUAUUUUCACAUUUGUCAGCUAAACACAAACAGCAUGCCAUCACCAGUUCUUAAUAAAAAGACAAUAAAUGUCUUCUUUUUUCAAGAUAACUUGGUAGUCUUGAAAACUGGUACUUAGCACACAAACUACAAUUCUCAGACAAAAGCUGAUUUUUUUACAGAAUAUAAAAGGAAUAGCUCGUUUAUUAUUUGUGCUUUUAACUGACUGGUUAAUCUUUUAGUUUUAUCGCACACUUUUCAAGUGAAAAAUUCUUGAGUUUUAACAAGACUGUGGACUAUCUGUUCUCUGUUUAUAUCAUGUAUAUGUAUAAGUAUCGUGUCAAGGACUUUUAGUUGACUACUUUAACUGAGUCUUUCUACAAAAUGGAUAAAUCUUAUACCUCAGAACUUAACUUUUAUCUACUGAACUCUAGCUUGAACUUAUUUGUUUGUUGUAACUACAGAAGUAAUGGUUCACAUACAGUAUAUGUACAGUACUCAGACUACAUUGCAUCCGUUUCAACUGUGGCAAUAAUCUAUUAUUAUGGAUUAUGAAACAUUUUAUUUCACAGAUUAUUUUUACUGCUGAAAUGUUUACCUCCU